Molecule: messenger RNA, 1137 nt
Organism: Stylonychia lemnae
Lineage: Eukaryota; Ciliophora; Spirotrichea; Sporadotrichida; Oxytrichidae
Source: the annotation of a GenBank genome assembly
AUGAGCAAUAGUGGUAUGAAUAUUUCAAAGGACACUCUCAAUUCAGCUUUGUUGCCAGACAGAGAUGAAGAUGAAAAUAACACCAGUGGCUUAUCCAAGGAGAGAAUAGAUCUAGAGUUAGAUGCUGAAAAUAAAAAGCAGCAGGGCUCACAAUGGAUUUGGUAUUCACUAAGCGCGGCAAUAAUUUGUGCAGUCUGCAAUUCAAUGAUCAGCGAGCUUAGCGUCCUUGGUUUCGAGGGUCUCUUAUAUCUCUAACCUGGUGCUACAUUCAGUGGCUUAAUGUUUUUCCUCUAUUUAUCUGCAAGAAACCACCUAAAUCAUGGUAACUUCAGCCCAGAAAUAUCUAUGAAAAAUGAGAGCUCUGGCAAAAUUGAAUGGCAAAACUUAAUUCAAUUCCUACUUUAUGCUUUAGUUUACUUAACUUAUCAAAGCUUAGUAGUAUUGACAUUCAAUUUCUCGCUCUAAGCCAAUGUCAAUCCAGGGCUUGUUAGCACUAUUUGGGCAACUACACCACUAUUUGCAGGAUUCUUAGAUUAUAUGCUCUUUGGCCAAAGAUUAACUAUGAAACAUUUUAUUGGAGUAAUAUGCUUAACUGUCUGUGUUGCUUGCAUUUCAAUCACGCCAGUUAUCUAUUCUGCUGAUCCAAAUGAUAACUUGAAGACUUAAACUAUGUAACCGUGGGUGCCUGUAACAUUAGCUCUUAUUUCACCCAUUUUCUUUGCAACAAGCAAUAUUUAGACGAAGUUUUUGACCACCAAAAAGAACUUUGACUCUUUCAAGUUGUCUUUUGGAGCAUUUACUUUUGUUGGUAUAAUUUUAACCUGUUUCUUAAUACCAAAGUUUUGGGAUCCUAAUUUCAAUCUUAAAAAUUUAUUAAUAGGCAGCUUAGGAAGUAUUCUGAAUUCAAUAGGCUUAUCUCUUAUCGCUCAAGCAUGUGCCACUGGUCCUAUUGGUCCAGCUGUAUCUCUUGUCAACCUCAAUACAAUCAUAUUCACGAUAAUAGAAGCAUUCAAACUUUGGAAAUUCCCAAAAGGCUUAGAGAUAUUUGGACUAGCAAUAGGCUUCACUGGAGCUAUGGUACUUUCAAUGCCAGAUCAAAUGGAGAGAUUAUUCAGAUUCCUUACUUGUAAAAAAUGA